Molecule: messenger RNA, 4976 nt
Organism: Gadus morhua (Atlantic cod)
Lineage: Eukaryota; Metazoa; Chordata; Actinopteri; Gadiformes; Gadidae
Product: amphoterin-induced protein 1-like
Exons: 2
Coding region: 597-2264 (555 amino acids)
Biological process (GO): brain development
Cellular component (GO): membrane
Molecular function (GO): protein binding
Source: RefSeq, a predicted model, not a curated record
CCCCCCGCAGUCGCCUAUAUGCUGGUGUUGGGAGAGGAAGGAUGUAGCCAGCCGUAUCCGCCCUGCUGUGAAGUAUAUAGGAAACGAGUGUAGCCUACCACCACCAGCCACAAUGCAAAGCAUUUAUUUAAAAAAAAUAACCAAUUGGACAUUUCAUAAAAAAUUAGUCUGAGGCACAUCCUAGAGAUUAAUUUUGUACUCGGACACGUGUUGGAUUCAGUUAAGAUUCUACAUGUAAGAUAUAGUGCAUCAGCAUUUUUUAUUUACCUCUACAGCGGCGGGAUUGUUAUUCUGCGUGAGCGUACAUGUGUUGUUAUCGGUAGGCCUAAAUCAACCGCUACAAAGUGAGCAAAUGUGACGGAUCAACGGAGAGCGAGAACGUGCACCGAACGUGGAGAUGCGUGCGUGUGCACAUUCAUGUGCCACACCUCCUGCUGUGUCGGAUCAAUAAUAAAAUGAUGGGGUUUUCUUGGACCACAGCGAGGACGACGGUCGGGCUGUCCUAAUAAAAAGGCAGAGAGAGGCAGCUGGUCGUCGUUGCUCCGAUAAAUGGCCAAGGACGUCAUGUGAGCGGACCAUCUCGAAGCCUGGACCGUAUGUGGACAUCGGAUUUAUCGUUCUUUAGACAUCCAACGAGCUGCAAGUCACUCAAACGUGGUUCCUGCCCCACCCCCCCCCGCCGCCCUCCCCUCCGCCGUCCCACCAUGAGAGACCCGCGCUCGCCCUCCCCCGGGGUCCCGCUGCCCCGACGGUACCUCGCGGCGCUCCCGCUGGUUCUCCUGAUCGCCUCCGUGACCGCCGACGCCCAGUUCAUGUCCCUGCCGCUCAACAGCCGGACGGUGUGCGUGUGCGCCAGCAACAUCGUCAGCUGCUCCCAGCUCAACCUGACCAGCGUGCCGUACAACCUGCCCUCCUACGCCGCCGUGCUGGACCUCAGCUUCAACCUCAUCUCCCGGCUGCGCGCCGACUGGACCCAGGUCUCGCUGUGCCGGCUGCACACCCUCCACCUGAACCACAACGGCCUCACCUUCCUCUCCUCCGAGGCCUUCGCCCACGUCACCCAGCUGCGCUACCUGGACCUGUCCUCCAACGGCCUGCGCAUCCUGGAGGAGCUCAUCUUCGAGCCGCUGGAGCACCUGGAGGUGCUGCUGCUCUACAACAACCACAUCUCCCAGAUCGACCGCACCGCCUUCUCGGGCCUGGCGUGCCUGCAGAAGCUGUACCUGAGCGGGAACCAGAUCUCCCGCUUCCCCCUGGAGGUGGUGAAGGAGCGGGGCCGGCUGGAGACCCUCUCCCUGCUGGACGUCUCCUCCAACCGGAUCAAAGCGCUGCCCCUGGCCGAGCUGCAGGCGUUGCCCGCAUGGAUCAAGAACGACCUGUACUUCCACCGCAACCCGCUGCCCUGCAGCUGCGAGCUGCACGGCCUGCUGGCCCUCUGGGACCUCCAGAGGUUCAGCUCCGCCUCGGACUUCCGCGAGGAGCACACCUGCCUGGUGGUGGGGGUGAAGGAGAAGGAGAAGGUGGCGGUGCUGGACCUGAGCCGGGUGCACCUGAACUGCAGCGAGGUGAAGGUGGUGAAGGCCAACGCGUACCUGGGCCAGUACCUGCUGCUGGACUGCGACACGCGGCAGCGCGGCAUGCUGAAGACCUGGGCGCUGCCGGAGAACGUCACCGUGUCCCGCGCCGACAAGAGCGCCCUGCUGCUCCCGGGGGGUGGGCUGCAGAUCGGCCCGCUGAAGGCCGACGACUCAGGGGUGUACCUGUGCCACGCCACCAGCGACGCCUACAACGAGACCCUGCACAUCACCGUGGAGGUGUUCAACGCCACUCUCAGCGGCGGGCUGGAGAGCAUCAAGACGGCGUACACCACGCUGGUGGGCUGCCUGUUCAGCGUGGUCAUGGUGCUCAUCUACCUCUACCUCACGCCCUGCCCCUGCGCCUGCUGCCCCGGCCACGGGCUGACGGCGGUCAGCGGCGCCGACGACAGCCUGCGCUCGUCCACGGUGAGCGUGUGCCAGAUGCACGAGGAGACGGGGGGCAAGCACGACGGGGACAAGACGGAUAAGAACUUCCUGAACCGGCAGCAGCAGCAGCAGCAGCAGCACACGGGGUUCCUGGGGGCCAAAGACCCCGCGGAGCAGAACGGGAGGCUGAACCCCAUCGGGGAGGAGGAGGAGGAGUGGCACGGGGAGAACGGUGCCAGGCGGGGGUCUGACGCCGACUCCGUCAGCUCUGUCUGCUCCGGAACUCCGAUGGUGGUGUAAUACACGCCCUGGAUGUUCUGGGACCCUCACGGUGGUGUAAUACUCGCCCUGGAUGCGCUGGAACUCCCAUGGCGGUGUCCCAACACCUCUGCCUUCUCUGGUUCACUAGGGUGGUGUGACACCAACUCUGGAUGCUCUGGUAACUCUGUCUGCUCUGGUACACUAGGGUGGUGUGACACCAACUCUGGAUGCUCUGGUAACUCUGUCUGCUCUGGUACACUAGGGUGGUGUGACACCAACUCUGGAUGCUCUGGUAACUCUGUCUGCUCUGGUACACCCAGGGUGGUGCACCACCAACUCUGUCUGUUCCGGUACCCCGAGGGUGGUGCAACACCACCUCUGUCUGCUGUGGUAACCUCAGGGUGGUGUGACACCACCUCUGUCUCCAGACUGUAGGCCAUACUGUAUGUCAAAGCAGCUCUCUCUCAACACAUGAUUAUGAAUGGGAUAUGCCGUAAACAUGAAUGCAUACAUUGUACGGCAUACUACUAUCUACUAUCAAUGAGACUAAGAGACUAUCAUCAUAACAUGACACAGGUUGUUUAUGUAAUAUGGUGGUUUAUGUCCAUUUCAAUCUAUAUUAUUUUUGUUUGCGAUUUAGUUUGUUUAUUCCCCCCAAAAAAACUGUUGUGAAGGACGGCCACAAGAAGAUGAGUUUUAUUCUUUUUGUUUAUCAAUAAUAGUUUAUUGGCUGUUUAUUGGAAGUUAAAUACCCUUACUAAAUAGCUUUAAUAGAAAAAGGGUUUAGUUGACCUUUGUAAGCGUAUUUGCAAGAGCAUAACAUAAACUCAAUAACCAAUGUUACUUGUGUAAAUAAUAGAUCCAUGCGUUCUAUUAUUUGAUAUAGCUGUAAAUAUUAUAUCGUUAGAAAAAUAUUAACCAGCAUAUAAGGCUACUUAUUAAUGGCCGUAGCUUCUGUUAUUGUAGCACAAAUUUAAGUUGAAUGCAAUAUCAAACACUAGCAACCAAAACUGAAUUGUUAGCAUGGGUGUCUUUGAAACAUGUAUUUUUGUCUGUUUUGUGAAUCUAUAAGGAAAAAGCCAAGGUAUACCUUACAGAGAAACCUUACUAAAUAAUCCAUCCAGUAAUAUUUACAGUCACUAAUUAAUCGCUUACGAGUCAAUAUCAUAGCAUUUAUAAAAAAUAACGAUUAUGAUUAUGUAAUAAUGUAUACUUUGUCCUUCGAAGUCUCCUGGGUCCACUAAUAAGCACACAGGAUAUGUCUUUUAUGUAUCGUCAUGUCAUCUUUUAUGAGUUUUUUUGAUAGAGCUGAAUAGGAUCAUUUUGGCACAUGAACCCUCUACCUACCUGUCUACUUCUCUAUCCAUACCAGUGGCCUAUAUGAUGUUAGCAUGUUGGUGCAUGGGAGGACAUGUUCCCCGACACGGUGUGUCCCAGUGCACACAGACAACAGUCUACCCAAAGAGUAUCACCAACAUGUCCUGUCCAUGGCUCCAUUCCAUUAGAAAGGUCCAUGGUUCACCCCUAACUUACCGUGUGCUUCUUCGAGGGGAACAUGAAGUAAAACUGUUUGUUUACAUUUUUGGUGUUUAUAUUUAUUUAUUUUUACAAAAAGGAUUUAAUGCACCCGGUGGGAUUCUAUUGUAUGAUGAUGACAUUUCUGAUGUCGUGUGUUGAAUCGCAGAUCGUUUCGUUCAUUUCCUCUUGUUUUUUUCUGGACCCAUCGUUUAAAUCUUGCAGGACUUAUUAUUUGUAUCGAAGCAGAAAAUCUCAAAAUAGAAGGCAAUAUAAAGUCAUCGUAUGUUUGUUAUUCAAAGUAUGUUGACUAUUCCAAGAUCAAACUUCCCCACCUAUUGGCAAUGACUUGGACUCUCAAACUUUCAGCCAUGUUGCAUUCAGUAGUAAUGCCAAUACUAAAUCCAACAUGAUGUAGCAUUAUUUGCUCAUGUGAAACCUGUUGUCCAAAGGUCAUCUGUCAACACAUACCAACCAGGCAAUAAUCUGAUGACAAUAAAUAAUACUACAAAAAUAGCAUCCACUAUUGGCCACUCGCAUGUAAAGUAGCACCUCUUUAUGUUGACAUAACUCAGCUAAUGUUAGACAUCAGUUGGCCAGGAUCGUGUAAAGAAGUAUGGAAAAUAUAACUAGUGUCACUACUAAAAAUGUCUUCCACUGUAGGUGUGCUUUGAAGAAGUAAACAAAAGUAAGUUGAAGCUCACACUAUGUGCUGUGAAUCGAGCCCCAUAAUAAAACCAUUGAACGCCAUUUCACUUGACUGACACAAUAUUCCUACUUCAGACCAGAUCUGAUUGUAACUAAACAAUAGAAAACAAAUGAAGACAGAAAACUCCCAGACUAGGUGUAGCAAUGUAUUUCUAGCAAACUAAAUAUUUUUGUAUAUUAACUUAAGCACUGAAUAAACGGCGGUGUUUCAAUAUGAUGAUAACAUAAUGUAAUAUAAUACGUGUGAUGGAUUCUCUUUCAGAAGAUAAUUCCUGGAACUACUCAAGCACUUUACAUUACUUUCCCUAAGUUGCCUCAACAAGCUCAGAGAUUUAGCUGUAAUGUGUGUACAAUAUUUAUGUAGAGACCUACAGUGAUGUAGUCAUCGAUCACGUUAACCUUGUCUGUUGAUUAGCACUGAUUUUGUCAAAUAUCUUACUGAAUGUUGGUUUUCUUUUAUCUGCUGUAAUAAUUGCCCUGUCUGCCGCUAACUGUACUACAUAAAUACAUAAAACUACUAUAAAUGUA